Messenger RNA from Daphnia magna, 822 nucleotides. RefSeq names its product exosome complex component RRP46 (gene Rrp46). The coding region runs from base 136 to 792 and encodes 218 amino acids. Lineage: Eukaryota; Metazoa; Arthropoda; Branchiopoda; Diplostraca; Daphniidae. Gene Ontology annotation, cellular component: nuclear exosome (RNase complex); cytoplasmic exosome (RNase complex); nucleolus. Gene Ontology annotation, biological process: U4 snRNA 3'-end processing; poly(A)-dependent snoRNA 3'-end processing; rRNA catabolic process. The record is from RefSeq and is a predicted model, not a curated record. The transcript has 5 exons.
ACAAGCUUCGCGUGUCUGCAAACCGUUCGCUUCAACCUUGUCUUAUUUUUCACGAUCACGUUUCUUAUACAGUUUCAGACCAGUUCCUAUUUGUUUUUCAUAAAAGUACUGAUAUCACCGAUAACAUUUUUCAUUAUGGAAACUGAACAGAAAAGCAUUCGCGCCUUAAAGUGUGAACAGAGCGUUUUGUCACGUGCAGAUGGUUCUGUUAUGUUUUCACAAGGGAAUACAGUUGUAAUGGCUUCAGUGUAUGGACCACUGGAAGCUAAAAUUCAAAAGGAACUGUCUGAUAGAAUGUAUGUUGAAGUGAACUAUAAGCCAAAAAUAGGAAUGCCAGGUGUUGCUGAACGUGGAAAGGAAAAACUUGUAAAAACUACAUGCAAUCAUAUUAUCUUGACAAACUUGCAUCCGAGAACAGCUGUUUGUAUAACUAUCCAAGAAAUGCAAGAUGGGGGAACUUUAUUGUCAGCAUCCAUCAAUGCGGUAUGCCUGGCCCUACUCGACUCAGGUCUUCCUUUGCAGUGUCUUGUAGCAGCAGUAACUUGUUUGGUGGAUAAAAAGGACAAAAUUGUUCUUGAUCCAUGUAUCCGCACAGUUAAAGAAGGCUAUAAAGCUAUGUUUACUUUUGCUUUUGACAGUCAAAAAUAUAACCUUAUUUUGAGCCAUUGUGAAGGCCAAGUUCCAUACACACUUUUUCAAGAAGCUAUGGAACUCUGCCAAAAAGCCAGUCACAUCAUCUUUGACUUUUACCGGCAAGCAGUACUACGAAAGUUCUCAAAAGAAUUGUUGUGAAACCUUCCAUAAAAUACACUUUUAACGGUU